Messenger RNA from Oncorhynchus nerka (sockeye salmon), 3252 nucleotides. Its product is annotated as nuclear receptor ROR-gamma-like. Gene Ontology annotation, cellular component: nucleus. Gene Ontology annotation, molecular function: zinc ion binding; RNA polymerase II cis-regulatory region sequence-specific DNA binding; nuclear receptor activity. Gene Ontology annotation, biological process: regulation of transcription by RNA polymerase II. The record is from RefSeq and is a predicted model, not a curated record. The transcript is spliced from 12 exons. Bases 672 to 2204 code for a protein of 510 amino acids. Lineage: Eukaryota; Metazoa; Chordata; Actinopteri; Salmoniformes; Salmonidae.
AAGUCAAGCUACUGAAAAAAACCUCCAGACAAAUAUAUAGGCCUAAACGUUUUGGGUUUUGCUUGCCUGCCCUCAUAUUUAUUUAGGCAAAUGCGUUGGUUGGGCUAUGUUUUAACCGGGCACUACAGAAUAAAGACCGACCCGCUGCAACAAACAAACGGCCGUGAGUUAUUACAUAAGUCCUGGUGACAUAACCUCUGAGCGGAGCUCGGGCCGACAGCCAGGGCGCAAAGAGCAAGCGGGUUGAAACCGGAGUAGCCUGAACUGCUUGUACAAGGAAGUUCGUUGCAAAAAUGAAGUUGGCUGAUAUUAUCCUCACGUGAAGACAACACGGAAUAUGAAGAGAGAGUGACAACAGAGAAUGACAAAAUGACAAAGACGUUGUCAGAGUAAAUGAGCGUACUGACUCUAACAGAGAUGGUAGUGCAUGUUUUAUAGCGCAUGCGCUGUCCCUGCCUCUAGAACAGCAGGUAGUUCUAUAUAUUUAGAAUUAAAGAUCCAAAGUUUUUGAAGUUAUUUAUGUUGCAUUGCAUACUAAGUGCACAGCAAAACGCGCGGUAGAAUAUACAAUAAAAAGGGGUGUGUAGACGCUUGUCCCAGGAGUGUGAAGUGGCGUAGUGUGUGUCAGAGCCAGGUGUAAACACACGCAGUUUGUUUUGACGGGGGGAGUUAUGGAAUUUGAGGAGCACGAUUCACCCGAACACAUCACUACAGAAGAACCAAUCAAAAGAGGAGACACUGUGUCCAAGAAGACUCAUUUGAGAGACACUGUGUCCAAGAAGACCCAUUUGACUCAGAUUGAGGUGAUUCCCUGUAAGAUCUGUGGUGAUAAAUCAUCAGGAGUUCACUAUGGAGUCAUCACCUGCGAGGGCUGCAAGGGUUUUUACCGGCGUAGCCAGCUGCCGUCCGUGUCCUACUCCUGUUCCAGACAGAGUAACUGUCCUAUAGACAGAGCCAGCCGCAACCGCUGCCAGAGCUGCCGACUGCAGAAGUGUGUGACCCAGGGCAUGAGCCGGGAUGCGGUGAAGUUUGGUCGGAUGUCGAAACGUCAGCGGGAGUCUCUGAAUGCCGAGGUGGAGAGACACCGUCAGCAGCAGCAACAGCAGCAUCUCCAGGCAGAGGCCCAACUCGCCCUGCCCUACCCCAGCAAGGCAUGCCGUUUCCGGACACCCCACCUGCUCCAGGCCCCGGCUCCGGCCUACUCCUUCCCUGGAGAGCCAGAGCUGCCACCCUGCCCGACAGAUGUGCUCCCCUACCUGGUGUGCUCCCCAGGCGAGUCCCAGGCUCCAGGUCUGGCCUACCAGGGCUCCUGUGUGUCUCCUGGUAGUGGGCACUCAGACGAAAGAGGGUUCGAUUCCCGUCAGCCGUCUCCUGACCAGACGAUAGGGAUGGGAAUUAGAUCGUAUGACCCAGAAGACCCCUACUGCCCUUACCCCCCCUCCCACUCCCUGCUACACAUAGAGGAGCUGUGUGACAGUAUCGUGCGGUCCCAUAGGGACAACAGUCAGUUCAGACUAGAGGAACUACAGGCUCUGAGAUGGAAGUUGUUCAGCAGAGAGGAGAUCCAUGCCUACCAGAGCAAGUCAGUAGAUGAGAUGUGGCAGCACUGUGCCGUGAGGCUGACUGAAGCGGUACAGUACGUGGUGGAGUUUGCCAAAAGCAUCCCAGGGUUCCGUGGGCUUGGACAGAACGACCAGAUCACCCUGCUCAAGACUGGAUCGAUGGAGGUGGUUCUGGUUAGAAUGAGCAGGUGUUUUAACACAGAGAACAGCACCGUCUUCUUCGAUGGGAAGUUUGGCAGCACUGAACUUUUCAAGUCUCUGGGCUGUGGUGAUCUGAUGGUGGCGGUGUUUGACUUCGCUCACAGAAUGUGUGCCCUGAGACUGACUGAGCAGCAGAUGGCUCUCUUCAGCUCACUGGUGCUCAUUAACCCCGAUCGCCCCUGUCUUGAGGAUAGAGGCAGAGUAUAUAGAAUGAGAAGAGACUUGGAGGAAUGCCUCAGCCACAUGCUACGCAGAGACAACCAGGAGAGCCUUCAGCACAAGCUCUACCAGAAGGUGUCAGUGUUGCGGUCUCUGUGCAGUCUUCAUGUGGAGAAGCUGCACUGGUUCAGCCAGCGCUACCCGCUCACCGUCCACUCUGUCUUCCCUCCUCUAUACAAGGAGCUGUUCACCUCUGACCUGCCUUCUGUGGACUCCCUGUGAACUCCCUCUGAACUGCACCGUACAUGUUGACAGACAAUUAGACAAAGAAACAUGCAUACAGAAGUAGACAGACACGCACACAAACACACACAGACACACACAGACACAUACACAGAGACACAGACACACAAACUUAGACACACAGAGACACAGACACACACAGACACACACACACUCAGAGACACAUACACAGAGACACAGACACACAAACUUAGACACACAGAGACACAGACACAUGAGAAUGCAUUGAUAACAUGAGAGGAAAUUACUUUGAAUGCCUCACUUGUUGAAUAAAUAUAUUUUUGUCAUUUCAGAGAGCAAUGAUUUGAUUUGAUGAAAUUAUUUCAGUAGCCUUUUAGUGAUUGGACAUUGAAGCGAUUUUUCAUGCAAAAAAAUGUUUUAUAGAUUGUUGUUUUGUUUUUCCUUUUUGAGAAUGUUAUUUCGUCCUUGAGAUGAUGUUAUUUUGACUCAGGGCGGCUGUUGUGACUGUUGGGGCGGCUGUUGUGACUGUAUCCAGACCAGUUGCUAGCUGGUAUAAAUGACCAUAUUUAGAUGAUCACUAUGAAAUCUAAUGGGUGUUUUCUGAGUUGUUUUUAAAUGUGUGACUUUACAGAGUUGGCUAACCCAUCAGACUGAGUACCUGAGCUAUAGCCAAUGGGCCCCACGGUUCAGGACCCAAACACACAGUCAAGUAUAUAGCUAGUCUUCUCAAUGAACUGUGUGUGGAUCGAAUUUGACCAACAAUCCUAUCUGUCUCUAUCCAGCUUUAAAAGAGUCUGUGUGUUGCAUUAAAACAGAGUCAGAAAUCCUAGACAGGCAGAAAUGUAAAUAUGAAUCAUCUAGAACAUAAACUUGGAUGCUGGGUAAUAUUGCUGUAGGACUACAGUAUGUAGGCAUUUGAAUGACAAACUUUGGGCAUGACUGUUAUUGUAAACGUGUCAGAUUAGUUGCUUUAACAUUCUCUCUGUUAGUUUGUCUCCUAAGUGUUACCAUGGUGAUUCCCAUUGAAAAGGCUUCCAAUAAACUGCUGACAUGAUUUAAAAAAGGA